This is a messenger RNA of Eurytemora carolleeae, 2237 nucleotides long. RefSeq names its product potassium voltage-gated channel subfamily B member 2. Lineage: Eukaryota; Metazoa; Arthropoda; Copepoda; Calanoida; Temoridae. The transcript has 21 exons. The coding region runs from base 75 to 2000 and encodes 641 amino acids. Gene Ontology annotation, biological process: potassium ion transmembrane transport; protein homooligomerization. Gene Ontology annotation, molecular function: delayed rectifier potassium channel activity; protein binding. Gene Ontology annotation, cellular component: membrane; voltage-gated potassium channel complex. The record is from RefSeq and is a predicted model, not a curated record.
AAAAAUAAAAUUUAUAAAUUCAAAAUAAGAUGAAAAUGAACCAUAGUAUGUAAAUCUGUGAAAAAAGAAUCAAUAUGAGGGAGAAAUUGAUGAGAACGGAUGAAUUCCGAAAACUAAGCGUGGAUAAAAAAUCCCUUGAAUUGUUUAUGCUUUUGAAAGAAAACAACCGACUUUUACAGGAAACUGCUGAGAAUUUUAACGCUAGCUUGAGAAGUGUUAGUCCCUCUACAGUAUCAGUUAGUUCUAUAAACAGUCGGCAUCAUCACCACGUGAAGAAAAUAAACAAUAACCAGCUCAAACCUCCAAUUUACAAGAAGAAUAGCUUCAGUUUACAUAAAGAGAAGCUGAAUGAAACCUCAGAGAAUAUUCCAGCCUGGAAAACCUUUUUGAAUAUUAAUUCAGAUAAACAUGAUCCCUGGAUCAAUCUUAUUCUGGAUCUUUGCGGAGAGGAUUACUUUGACAGAGUUAGGUCCUUGGCUAAAAGUAAAGCUGAAACUGCAAUUAUUAAUGUGGGGGGACAACGACAUGAGGUAACUUAUUCUACAUUGGCCAAACUUCCUGAUACUAGAUUAGCAAAACUUCGGAGAGCUAAAACUCAACAAGAACUUAAUUCUCUGUGUGAUAGAUAUGACGGGAACAAUGAGUACUUUUUUGACCGAGAUCCUCGUAGUGUGGCAGCAAUCAUCAAUUUUUAUAGAAUAGGAAAACUUCACAGAUCACAGGAAACCUGUCCAAUAGCUUUCAGUGAAGAAUUAACAUUUUGGGGGAUCAGUGAACUCUUUGUGGAACCAUGUUGUCAGGAGGCGUAUUAUGACAGAAAAGAUCUGAUGAAGCAAGCUAGUAAAAGAGAAGAAGACGACUUUUUUAUAUUUCCAAAUACAUGCUUAGGCCGAACUAAGCAAUGGUGGUGGUAUCUGUUUGAAUAUCCAAAUCUUACACUCAGAUCUCGAAUAGUUGCAUUGGUAUCUUUUUUCUUCGUUCUGUUGUCGACAGUUGUUCUUGUUGUUUCCACACUUCUAGAGGAUAGUAAUAGAGAUGACCCAAACUAUACCAAUUAUACGAUUGAAAUCCUGGAAGCAAUUUACAUGACCUGGUUUACUAUAGAGUUCCUGGGACGCUUCCUAUCCUGUCCAGAUCAUUACAGAUUUAUACAAAGUUUUAUGAAUAUAAUUGAUCUGCUGGCAAUAUUACCUUACUAUCUUUCUCCUCUUCUCAACUCUCUUGACAGUGUUAAAACUGUUGGUCAAGUUCUCAGAAUAUUGCGGAUAAUGAGAGUAUUCAAGAUGGCGCGGCAUUCCCGUGGAUUACAGGGUCUAGGAUACACAAUGAAGGCGUCCUACAAAGAACUUGGCCUUAUUCUGAUGUUUGUUGGAAUAGGAAUUCUUAUAUUCAGUGCUCUGACCUAUAUGUCUGAGAAAGAACUUGCUUCCACAAAGUUUACCAGUGUGAUUGAUGCCUUCUGGUGGGCAGCCAUUACUAUGACUACAGUUGGGUAUGGAGAUGUAUUUCCAAAGACUGUUGUUGGACGAAUAGUUGGAUCUAUCUGCGCUAUCACCGGAACUCUGGUAAUUGCACUUCCGGUUCCGAUAGUUUCAGAAAACUUCUCUCUAUUUUACAAACAAGAACGAAGGCGACUAAUGGUAAGUGAAAGACGGUCAGCACUAGAGAAAGCCCAAGCUGAAGGCCGGGUCCGGGAUUAUGAUGGACAAAAUGAAGAGAAAGCGGCUAAAAUUAUCCAAGAAAGGUUUCGAGAGAGAACAAACUAUUUGCUAACCCAAAACUCUGAUAAGAAGGGCAAAGGAGAAAGCUACUACAUAGGAUCACAAAAGGAAGUAAGAAUAAACUCUGUUGAGCUAAGAAGAGAGUUUGGAAGAGAACAAAGGCAAAUUAAAGAUGAAGAUGAAGCCUGGAGAUUGAAGAGAGAAAGUAUUGACAUAAACUCAUGGAUAGAAUCUCCUGAUAGAGCACGGCAGAAAACCAAGAUCAAGCACGGGAAAUAGAUGAAAAAAUCUCUUAGGUUCAUUUGUUAAAAGCCUGAAUAUAGUGAUCUUGAAAAUAUCUAUUUUUGGAUUUGAAAUAUAAUAAUUAAUAUAUGCAAUUUGCAUGCGUAAUAUUUAAAAACAAGAUAUCAUGACUAUGCAAAGUACAAUCUUAAUAUAAAUUGAUAAAAAAGACUUGAAAAAACUGGCACUAGCUUUCAAAAAACUUCAAGGUUGAAAAAAAAUUUUAUAAUUCAU